Paramuricea clavata is the source of this 870-nucleotide messenger RNA. Lineage: Eukaryota; Metazoa; Cnidaria; Anthozoa; Malacalcyonacea; Plexauridae. The record is from the annotation of a GenBank genome assembly.
AUGUCAAUGAGUAAUCAAGUUCAAAGAAUGGAUUCUUUUCGGCUAUUGUUGAACGACAUUAGCCACCAACUAACGGAACAAAACCUACAAAGUCUUAUUCAUAUUUUUAACGUGCCAGGCGGGGUAAGAAAACAGAUAAACGACGGGUUAGCGUUGUUCGCCUAUAUGAUUACGCAGGAUUACAUCAGCCGUGAAAAAAUUGGAAAUCUUCGCAAUUUAAUUCGAAAGAUAAGGCCGCACAGGAAAGAUUUAGUUCGCCUAGUGGAUAACUACAUCAAAAAGGAAUUUCAAACCGAUAAUGUUCGCUCAGUUAUCGGCGAUUUCAGCGAAUCUUGGCCGGGAGUUAUUUUUGAAAGUCCAGUCACUGUAGACGAAGAAACGGCUGUAUGUAAAAUCGAUUGUGGGUAUUCAAAUUGCGUUUGUCGUAGAGUGCCUUCGUGCUACGUACCAAUAAUAGUAUUGUUAGUUAUUGCUAUAAUUGCCACAGUGGUGUGUUGGUAUGCAGAUGUCCCCAAAAUCAGCGACUCCAUCAAUUUCAACUCGGAUCUGAAGAGAGCAGGGGUGUAUAUUCUCAUAUUAGAGAUUUUGGCACUUCUGCUUGCCAUCUGCCUCCGCAUCCGUAGGAAUUUGGUUUCCUGCUUGGCUUGCCAUAAAUCCAGCUAUACUGUAUUGGCUAACCCAAAUGACCAAGGGCCAUCCCGGCAAAUUACCUCCGCAAGUGAUGUUAGAUUACAAAGAGUGACAAGUGCUCCCAGGUCCUAUAAAACCAGUGCCUCAGAAAGUGCUAUAUUUAGCGAUGCUUCUGGUGAUCCCAGUAGUCUGUCCACUUUUGGUACGUUUCAACCAAUGGACGAAUUUCCUAAGGCAUGA